Molecule: messenger RNA, 684 nt
Organism: Prunus armeniaca (apricot)
Lineage: Eukaryota; Viridiplantae; Streptophyta; Magnoliopsida; Rosales; Rosaceae
Source: the annotation of a GenBank genome assembly
AUGGAGCUGUCCAAGAUCGACGACCUGCCGAAGAAGCUCCUUCGGGAGGAGGCUGGCCGCGCCUUCCGUCUCCAAGCUUCGGCCUCAAUGGACAUGUGGCUCUGCGUCAAGCGAGCCAUUAAUGCCGCCGAAAAGGCGAAGAAGGCAUACGAAGACGGCAGGGCGAAGGUUGCCGAAGCUGGCAAAGCCAUCCAAGCUCAGGCGAAUUUGGCCAAGGACAUGCAGGCUGCCGAACGGCAGGUAAAAGUUUAUCAAGGCAAGCUUGGCGAGAUGUCGGCAGCCUUGGAGGCGGCGCAGCUGACGGCAAAGGAGGCUGUGGAGUUGAAGGAGGCGGUCCAGGUGGCCUUUGAGGAGUCCGAGCGGGUCAGGGCUUCCGAGAUCGAGGCUGCCGUUCAGGAGGCGAUACGGGGCUACCGUCGGUCCACCGAGUUUUCCACCUUGCUGGACAAGGAGGUAGGCUUGGAAAUGGCGGACCUGAUCUACCGUUUCAAACGGUACAACCCCGGGAAGAAGCUCAACCUCAACUUCAUUGCCGAUCCUCCCCCUCUUCCUGAAGGUAUAACCGAAGAAAUGGUCGAGGAGUACGAGGGGGAGGACAUGACAGAGGAGGUCCCAGCCGAUCCCGAAGGGGGUGCUGCCGAAGCCGAUGGGGUUGCCGCCGAAGCCGAUGAGGCUGCCGCCUGA